AUGUCGGCCGCAACGGAAAAGAAACCUCAUAUCGCGGAGGAUGCGAACAUUCUCGAAGGAGCUCACACCUUCUACCCCAUCGGGCCCAAGCUCAUCCUCGUCACGAUCAGCUUGAUGUUGGCGGUUUUUUGUGUCGCCCUGGACAACACGAUUAUGGCCGUGGCUAUUCCACGAAUCACAGAUAACUUUCACGCGCUGAAUGAUGUUGGCUGGUAUGCGUCAUCCUACCUACUGACAACCUGCUCAUUUCAGCUACUACAUGGAAAGUUCUAUACACUGUUCCAGGUUAAAUGGGUCUACUUGUCAGCACUGUUCCUUUUCGAACUGGGAUCCUUGAUUUGUGGUGUUGCGCCUAACUCUACCACGUUGAUUGUUGGCCGAGCCGUCGCUGGUCUGGGGAGUGCUGGCAUGUUCACUGGUGCGCUGGUGACUCUAGCACAUACAGUCGAGAUGGAAAAACGCCCUAUAUUUUUCAGCAUGCUUGGUGGCAUGUAUGGCAUCGCCUCGGUGGCCGGGCCAUUGUUGGGUGGCGCGUUUCCCGAUCAUGCUACUUGGCGGUGGUGCUUUUAUAUCAAUCUUCCUCUUGGGGGCAUCAUUGCUAUUGGACUCCUGACUCUACUGAAGUUACCUCCCAAGGAAAAGGCCCAGAAGACGCUUAUGGAUAUAUUUUUGGAGUUGGAUCCAAUUGGAACACUUAUCUUCGUUCCUGCUAUCGUCUGCUUGCUUCUUGCUCUUCAGUGGGGAGGAGUGACAUACGACUGGUCAAACGGCCGCAUUAUCGCUUUAUUCGUGAUUUUUGGAGUUGCCAUUGUCGCUUUCAUUGCCCUGCAGAUUGUACUCGGGGAUAAAGCGACCGUACCGACAGAGAUUGCCCGUCAGCGAACGAUCUCAUUUGCCUCUUUCUUUGGCCUGUGCAUUGGCGGGUCGUUUUUCAUAAUGAUCUACUAUAUCCCUAUCUGGUUCCAAGCAAUCCGCGACGUUAGUGCAGUACGCUCUGGUAUUGACUCGCUUCCGAUGAUCCUGUCUAAUGUUGCCGGUAUCAUAUUGUCUGGUGCCUUGACAACUCGAUUCGGAUAUAACGCACCCUUCUUCAUCGCCGGCAGUAUUUUCAUGUCUAUUGGAGCUGGUCUGAUCACCACAUUUACAGUCGGUGUCUCCCAGGGGAAAUGGGUCGGGUUCCUCUUCGUUUACGGCCUUGGAGUGGGCCUUGGCUUCCAGCAGGGCGGCGUUGCCGCCCAAGCCGUGCUCCCCUUGUCGAAAGUCUCGAUCGGGACUGCAACCGUCAUGUUCGUUCAGAUGCUCGGCGGAUCUUUGUUUGUCUCUGUCGCGCAGAACAUCUUUACAAAGGAGUUGAUCAAGAAUCUCGAGGCCUUGAAUAUUCCCAACUUUUCUCCUUCUGAUGUGGUGAACAGGGGAGCAACAAGUGUUCGCUCCAUUGUCAGCGAGUCCGUUCUGCCAGAUUUUCUGGUGGCAUAUAAUGAUGCGCUGGUCAAAGUCUUUCAACUUGCUCUUAUCAUGGGGUGCUUGAGUAUUAUCGGUGCGCUGGGCAUUGAAAGGAAAAACAUGAAGACACAAAAAGUAGAUGAGACGACGAGUUGA
This is a messenger RNA of Penicillium daleae, 1599 nucleotides long. RefSeq names its product MDR family MFS transporter. Bases 1 to 1599 code for a protein of 532 amino acids. Gene Ontology annotation, molecular function: transmembrane transporter activity. The transcript has 5 exons. The record is from RefSeq and is a predicted model, not a curated record. NCBI's taxonomy places the organism in Eukaryota, Fungi, Ascomycota, Eurotiomycetes, Eurotiales, Aspergillaceae. Gene Ontology annotation, biological process: transmembrane transport.